Molecule: messenger RNA, 1648 nt
Organism: Drosophila busckii
Lineage: Eukaryota; Metazoa; Arthropoda; Insecta; Diptera; Drosophilidae
Exons: 2
Coding region: 117-1223 (368 amino acids)
Source: RefSeq, a predicted model, not a curated record
UGCUGUCUACAUAAAAAAUACACAAGAAAAAAGUAGAAAAAAAAAAGUAUUUUUUAAAUAAUUGUCCUGAUUUUUAAUUCUAGUUUUUAUACGCGCCUUGAAUAUUUGCACAUAAAAUGCGGCGACAAAAGUCAUCGAUUCUGACAGCAACAGAUCCCAGUGAGCUGGAGGAGCCACCCAAGCAAACCGAUUGGAGUCUCUAUACGCCCUACGAUAUAAUACGCAUGCAAAACUGCAAGACGGCAAAGUUUUAUGCCAAGGAAACUUAUCCGAGCAUACGACCGCCUGUGUCCAAGUGUUUGCUCCAAGUGACGGCGAAUAAUUUGUCCGAUGCUGUGGAGCGGGCGGGCUGCAAGCGAGAUCUUGUACCGAAUCCACCACAAACAACCGAAACGGACCUCGUGGAGUUCUGGAAGCAGCAACCCCACAAGGAGGCAUUGAGCUGUUAUGGCAUUGAGGCCAUUGUGCCACAACCAGAUGCAGUCCAAUUCAAUCAGCUGCUAAGCAAAUGUUUGCUCAUAGCAAACGAUAAGCCGGAGGCAGCAGCUGCAAAGAAGCCCAAGGCGGCCAAGUGCAAGUGCAAGUGCAAGCCACCCAAACAUGGCGACAUGUGCUACACGCUCAAUCGCGAUGAGCUGCACGAGCGCAUAAGCAAUAUGCCCAAUGUAAAGCGACAAUUGGAUCACAAGGCUGCAUUCGAAUGGCUACACUGCCCCAGCAAUGUGGAUCCCAAUCCAGCGCGCGCUUUCAGGCCGCCCAUAACGCUCAAGCGCGCUUUGGACAUGGAGAAGCCCGCCAAGAAGCCCAAGCAUGGACUGCGACGCAAGCACAAGUAUUGUGAGCUGCAAUGUGGCAUACCAGAGAAUUGGUGCACUGCUCAUCAAUGGAAAAUGUAUCAGGCGGAUAAGAAAACGUACGAGCAGCAGCUGCAGCAGGAGCUGGCGCUGGAGCAGGAAGCCGAUUCAGAGCCACGCAACUAUGAUGAACUGUAUGUAAAGUUAGUGCAAUGCUUUGAGCUCGAUGUCUGUAAUAAUCCCUACGGAGCGGAGUAUGAAAAGUUGGAGAAGAAGCAGCAGCAGCAGCCAAGCAGCCAGCGCAGCUCAGCCGAGCUCAGCUGCAGCAAAUCGAAUGGCACGAUCUUGAAGAAAGAUAGUUCAACAGACAAGUGUUGCUGCAGUCAAGAGCAGCCAGCAACGUCAGCUGGCGAAACUGAAUGUAGCUAAAACUAAACGAAGCGUAGCCCUGCAGUUAAGUUCAAUAGCAAUAGUAUCAAGUAUACGCACCUUUGGCUUCUUGGCAUAUUGUCCAGUGCGCACAUCGCGUAUGGUGGCUAUAUCCAGUAUGUCGAGCUCAUUAUUCUGAUCCACCCAAUGCAAAUAGAAACCCUUGGCAUCCACACGCAUUGUAACUGGCGUUCCACUCCCAGAGUCCUGUAAGUUAUAACAGAGAGAGAGAACGUAAGCGAUGUUGGUAUAAACAGAGCAGACGUAUAAACUAGAUCUAAUUUGUGCCAGAUAUAUUGUGGAACGUCCUAUAUAUAUAUAUUUAUAUACAUUUACUUGUAGCAGCAAUAAAAUUUUGGAUCUGUGGCGCCCCGCACCCAAAAAUGUUUGCUGGUGUGCGGGCGCCUCAGUGUUGGUUCAUUCAA